This is a messenger RNA of Leopardus geoffroyi (Geoffroy's cat), 6966 nucleotides long. It is a transcript of the gene FBXO32, whose product is annotated as F-box protein 32. NCBI's taxonomy places the organism in Eukaryota, Metazoa, Chordata, Mammalia, Carnivora, Felidae. The record is from RefSeq and is a predicted model, not a curated record. Gene Ontology annotation, cellular component: SCF ubiquitin ligase complex; cytoplasm; nucleus. The transcript has 9 exons. Gene Ontology annotation, molecular function: protein binding. Gene Ontology annotation, biological process: protein ubiquitination. Bases 492 to 1559 code for a protein of 355 amino acids.
CGCCGGGGGGCCAGGGGCGGAGGGGCGGCGGGAGCCCCGGCCUGGCAGCGCGGCUUCAAGUUUCCACCGGCGCGCGGUUGUGCAACAGCCUCGGGAGCGGGAGCCGCGGGCGCCUCGGAAAACAAGCCGAGCCCAUAAACAAAGCCACGUGGGCUCCGGCGGGGGGGCCGGGCUAAGAGCAGGCGGCUCUUCCGGCAACAAAGGGCCGGGGCCGGCGGCCCGCGAUAAAUACUGCGGCCGGGACGGCGGCGCGGCACACUGGCCAGCCCCGCGCGCCCUGCGGCCCUCCCCGGCGCCGCGCCCUCUCCGAGCCCAGGCGCUCGGCUCCGCGGCCCCCGAACCCGCAGCCCUCCACGCCGCCUCCCUGCAGCCGCCCCCGCGUCGGCCCCAGCACCCCUGAGGGUCCGUCCAGGGCAGCGCGUCCCCGAGGCCGCCCCGCCGGUCCUGUCCGUCAGUCCGCCGAGUCCGACCGUCGCGUCGCCCCCGGAGCCAUGCCAUUCCUCGGGCAGGACUGGCGGUCCCCCGGGCAGAGCUGGGUGAAGACGGCCGAUGGCUGGAAGCGCUUCCUGGAUGAGAAGAGCGGCAGCUUCGUGAGCGACCUCAGCAGUUAUUGCAACAAGGAAGUAUACGAUAAGGAGAAUCUUUUCAACAGCCUGAACUAUGAUGUUGCAGCCAAGAAGAGAAAGAAGGACAUGCUGAAUAGCAAAACCAAAACCCAGUAUUUCCACCAAGAAAAAUGGAUUUAUGUUCACAAAGGAAGUACUAAAGAGCGCCAUGGCUAUUGCACUCUGGGGGAAGCUUUCAACAGGCUGGACUUCUCAACUGCCAUUCUGGACUCCAGAAGAUUUAACUACGUCGUACGGCUGUUGGAACUGAUAGCAAAGUCACAGCUCACAUCCUUGAGUGGCAUCGCCCAAAAGAACUUCAUGAACAUUUUGGAAAAAGUGGUACUGAAAGUCCUCGAAGACCAGCAAAAUAUCAGGCUAAUAAGGGAACUACUCCAGACCCUCUACACGUCCUUAUGUACGCUGGUCCAGAGAGUCGGCAAGUCUGUGCUGGUCGGGAACAUCAACAUGUGGGUGUACCGGAUGGAGACCAUUCUCCACUGGCAGCAGCAGCUGAACAAUAUCCAAAUCACCAGGCCUGCCUUCAAGGGCCUCACCUUCACCGACCUGCCUUUAUGCUUACAACUGAACAUCAUGCAGAGGCUGAGUGAUGGGCGGGACCUGGUCAGCCUGGGCCAGGUGGCUCCUGACCUGCACGUGCUCAGUGAGGACCGUCUGCUGUGGAAAAAGCUCUGCCAAUACCACUUCUCUGAGCGGCAGAUCCGCAAGCGAUUAAUUUUGUCAGACAAAGGACAGCUGGAUUGGAAGAAGAUGUAUUUUAAACUUGUGCGAUGUUACCCACGGAAAGAGCAGUAUGGAGACACCCUUCAGCUUUGCAGACACUGUCACAUUCUCUCCUGGAAGGGCACUGACCACCCGUGCACAGCCAAUAACCCAGAAAGCUGCUCCGUUUCCCUUUCACCCCAGGACUUUAUCAACUUGUUCAAGUUCUGAAUCCCAGCACAUGACGACACUUCAGACGGGUUCCCCGGCUGAUUGGAUUCUUGGGAAUACAGAGUUUGGACACUUCAUUUGUAAAUAGUGUACAUUUGAAAUGCUGGCUCAAAACUUCUGAGAUAAGUCACUGAGAGGAUGUUGGAAGGGGAGAGAUGCAGUUGCUGGCUGGGAAUUUAAGACUAUGGACUUCUCAUUAGAAUUGGUAUGGAAAAUCAGAAAUACUGUAAAUAAAUUUUUUCCCUAUUUGCCGGCAAGACUAUAAGGGCAGGAAUUCAGUGUCAUCGGUGAAAAUGGAAUUUCCUUGACGUUCACUGAAAUGCCUUUGUAGUUCCCUAGGGAUGUGGAAGAAAAGGGCAGAACUCGAAUACAAGAUAGAACACUCUCUGUUUACAAUGUGAAAUUUUGCUUAAAGAAAGGAAGAGAAGAAGAAAACUUCAUUAUAUAUGAGAAGUCCCCGCGCUUUGGUUUCGAUUUUGGGGGGUUUGUUUUAAAAAGGCAAAGGAAGCACCACCCAUCUUAACCCGUGUGGGCACAAGGCCUUAUCUUGCAAAUAUAUCACACAAUAGUCUACCUCGGAAAGUAUGCAAUGCCCUCUCUGACAAAGCGCAUUGUCCAGUAGGCAGUGUCUGUUUUUCUUGGUUUUUCAUCACCUGAAAGUGGUUUCAAUAGGAAAGGGAUACUGGAGGCAAUCCUCAUCAUGCCUGAGACUUCCUUUUUAGGCGAAUAAGAACUUCAGAGUUGCCUCUUUUCUAGAACAGCCGCACAGCGCGUAUGCCUCUUUCCCUUUCGUGCUGUAGCUCAUUCAGGGCAACAUAAGGCCAAUUAAAAACAGUCCCAGAGGAAGUCCUACCGCAGAAGAGAUAGAAUUAGUCACCCAAUAGCUGUGAAGACUUUCUAUUCCUGUUUAACUUCUUGGUUUGUCUGGGCUUCCUGGAAUAUCUUCUCGGAUAAGCAUAUCUGUGGACUGGUCGGAGCCGGAGUGCUGAUAAAAGCUUGUAAAACAGGUUUUACAUAUCAGUUAAACGUGUUUCCAGCUGCUGUUCCUCAUGACAGGGGAUGAGUUGAGGGGCUUUGUUUUCUUUUUGCCCAACAUCAAAAUUCAGUCAACCUAAGCUAGCACUUCUUGCAAGGAUGACAAGAGAAAGCCUGGAGUUCCAAUCACAGGGAACAGAAGUACUGUGAGUUCAUCCUACACUUGCUACAUACCCCUGGGGAUCUUGCGAGGCAAAUAUCAGCAGGUAGCUGUGUAGAGGAAAGGGAAUCUCAGGACUUAAUGAGUUCAUUGUCAAAUAUUCCUGGGAUGGGGUAGGGGAUGUUUGGUUUUUUUUUACUUUUUAUAGAACUUUGCUUUUCUACAACAAUGUACAUAUCUUGGCCGUUGUAUUUGCUUCAUGCUUUUUUUUUUUUCCUCUCACGCAAAUAAAGUUGCCACUCUGCAUGGCCUUGGCGCAUAGGUGAAGCAGAGAUAGGAAACCUGCUCACAUUCACAUUGAAGAACAGGGUAUCCUUAGGGAUUGAACCUUGGGGUGACCAGAUGAGGGGAGAGAUGGUUAAGCACGUACAGAAACGAGGCAAGGGACCGGCCGGUGAUGCGAAGUCCCUUCAUGCCCAUCCGUCAGUGCACAGUCCACGACUCAGCAUCCCAAAGAGAAGUCAACCAUUAGUCCCCUCACUUUGCAAUGCCUGUGUCUACACCCCAGCAUGUCUCCACAUUUCCUUUCCUCAUCACCCCUGACAGAAGAAAAAAUUAAAUUGAAUUUAAAUUCUCCCCACUGUGACAAAUAUUAAAGAAUAAGAUUUUGUUGGGUAAGGUUGAGCUUUAGGAACCCCUGUAUUACCUGAUGGGAUUUUUGCUUCCCCUUCCCCCCUGAGUCAGAGUCACAUUGAGGAUGCAGGGCCUAAGUGGGGAAUAAAAAGCUGGCACUUCUAUAAUUCAGAGACGUGCCCUCAAAUGUCUCAGCUUCCUUAAAGAUGUGGGGCAGAGCUGGGUUAAUUGUUGCUCUAGAUGCUGGAACCUUUAGCUCUGACAUUUUUAGGUUUAGGCAUCCAUGGCCUUCCACAUCUGCCCAUCAACUCAUGACCUCUGCCCCUUCAUGCUGAUCAGGGAGGUGGAAACUCCUGGGUACCCUCAGGUUUACAGUCCCGGAAAUGUUGCCUGCUUUCGACUGUCAGCACAAAAUUGCCAAACCAGUCUCAUCUGGACUUUGUGCAAUGCCCACGAUUGCACAUCCUAUGCCAGGCAGCAAGGCACAUCUGUGCAGGAUGACUCCUACUGCCAAGCGGUGGGGUUAUGGUUUUCUGAGAUGUUUACCUUGAUGGUGCCUCUGGGCUCUCCCCAUCUCUGUUGGCAUUUUUGGAGGUGGUGUGAAGCAGAGUCAAGGAAAAAUUUUAAGGGAGAAAAGAAACCAACGCUCUUGGUUCUCUUUCAUUGGGAGAGGAGAAUAAGAAAGGAAAUGGUAGGUGGAGAGGGACAGGGGAAGGAAUAGAAAUGGCCUAUCUUUGAUGUUGUGGUUUGUAUGAAGGCAUUGGAGAAGAACAAAGUGGGUGCAGGGCAUCUGUGUUGGCACCACAUGGCAGCUGUUAAGCAUGGUCAGAGCCUCCCAUGUAAGUAAAGUGAGUGAAAAAGAAAAUACUUGUUCCCUGGGUACCAAUCAUCUAGAGAAUUUCUAUUGGCAAACCCUCUCGGGACAACCUAACCUCAAAACAAAACAAAACACACAAAGAAUCCCUGUCUUCCAAACUACUGGUCUAAAAGCCAGAGGGACAGGACGAUGGAAAUUGCUGGAAGAAAUAGAAAGCUCUCCUCUCUUUGCUGUACCUACCUACUACCCCCGACCCCAACCCUGUGAUGUAGAAUUUGAAAUUGAUGUCGACUAUGAAGUAAUGCGGACUUCCAGAGAAAGAAGGAGUGUGUCCAGGGCAGUGUGAGGAAGUCCACAGGGAUGUUCUGUAUGAUGAGCUGGUCCAACAUAAAGGUGUAUGAGCAGUGAGCCUAGAGUCUCUUAAGAGUAAGGCACAAUGUUUGGGGAAAGAAUAUGUGAGUGCUCACUUCAUAGCAAGAUCCGGAAGAAGGUCCAAUGACAUCUUAAGCCAGGUUGCAUUAUUAAUGCUAUUACUCUGAGGAGACAGAUCAGUGGCGUGGGAGGGUAAGUGGCAUAAAAUACAAAGUGAAAAACAUCCCCAGGGCAUCGGGUAUGAGAUGACAUUUGUUCAGUAAUGAUCAAUUUUAUAUUGAAGUGGCUGGGAGGAGAUACUUGAGAUGCGCUGGGUUGACAUUGCAGAACACUCAGCAACAGUGGGCCUUCCUUGAGGACAUGACUUGGUAACAAGUUGUGUACUGUGUUACCACCAUGAUUCUCCGUGGAUUCAAAAACUUUGCUCAUAAGGAGCCUACGAUUAACAGAGGCUCUGUUUUUCUGUUGUUUUCUAUGUGGGAGAAGGGAGGGGGCUUAGAGUAUCAUUUGUCUAAGCAAGUGGAGUGAUUCACAAGGUCAAUCAUUUCAAGGCAUGUUCAACAAUGUAUCAUUUGUAGCACUCAAUACAAUGUUUAUCAUAAAAUAUGCACCUGAGUUUAUAUUUUUCUGCCAGGCUAUAGGGCAAUAAUGUUUUGCUAUGCACUCUAUUUUGUGUGAUUUUUUUUAAACUGUAAUUUUAUGUGUGAAUUUUUUUUAACUAAACUAUAUCAAACGUAUUCUAUGUGGACAUCUGGGGUUUUUUUUUUUGUUUUUUGUUUUUAUCUGUUUCCAACUAUCUGAGUCUGUGAACCAUCCUUCUGACUGGAUGCUGGCCUAAAAUCCUAUUAGUGUUUAAACAGACCUCAGAAACACCCUGAACCUCUAGACAAACGCAAAGCCAUGGCUCUUUGAUAUAUCUUGGGCUCUUGAUGUCUUCAGUAAACAAGAUCAUAACUCCUUUAAACUCCACGUUUUCUCUAGAGGCUUUCUUCUCUUUUUUUUUUUUUUAAUUUUUUUAAUUUUUUUUAUUUUUAAGAAGAGUAAACCCUCUGUGGUUUUCCAAAGGAAGGAAACUCCUAUCCCAGACUUUAAUGCUAGAAGGGAAGUGAAAGAUGGUGGAGUCUGGCAUUCCUUCUGCCUUUCAGCAUGAGGUAGUGGGUCCACAAUAUCCAGGGGACAAGUCUGAGCCCAUCUGGUACUCAGUGGUAGACCUGAGUAUAAACCUGGGACUUUCUGAGGUCUUUACUUUGUGCCCCCUACCCAGCAUCUUUUGCUAUGUCUGGAGACACGUGAUACCUGACCUGAAUCUUCUCAACACCUUUGCCGUGGAAGGCAAGCAUGAGAGUCCAGUGUUAGGCAUGUGGCCAUUAUCUUUUCCAAAUAUUUUAAGCCCCUGGUUCUCUAUGGAGAAAUUCACAUUUCUCCCUGGAGCCACUUAACAUUUUUACAAACCUCUGACUCUAUUGUGAGGACAGCAUUCUAGUGAGUACAACCUGCUCGCCAUAAAGUAAGCAGCAUGUUCUGACAAAUCUACUUUUCCCUGGGUACUUGCAUUUUAAUUCCAAAAGUGGCCCUUAAGACAGAAAACGGCUGAGCGGCCAGCUUGCUUUCUAGAAACUGAGGUUCUGAAACCAAGCUUGGGAACCAAGCAGGUAUUUCCUCUCUUAGACUAAGAGGUACAUUUAAUCCAUACCCUCAUCUCCCCAUCUUCCGGCACCUGGCAUGAGAUCCAGUGAGCUUCUGUCCCAGUGCAGACCCUCCCACUCUCUGCUAAACCUCAUCUUCACUAAGCAAAGAGGGAUUAUUCCAAGAGGCAGCAAAGAGCGAGGGACCACAGAUACUUCUGACUUUGUCUGCUGGACAUUUUUCAAAGUGUCUCUGAACUCAGCAAACAAAGCCUCCUGAGAAAUCUCUCAAAACUCAGGUCCUGCUCCAUUUGUCCCAAAAUGGAUAGCUGCUCCAAAUCUCUGAACUUCUUAAAACUCCAUCUGCUACAACAUUACUUCUGGAGUCUGAACAUGACUUUUUCUGUCUUUGAGUAUAGCAAUGUUUGUUUAAUUAACGAUGUACAAGUCUGUUAAACAGAAGGCUCCAAGUACUAGUCUAUGCUUGCGAACUCUUGGCACUAGCUUUAUUCUACCAAGUGCCAAUAACCCUGGCUAAAGGGGGUGUAUAUUCAAGUCCACGUCCUAAGUCGAGAAGCUUUACUCCUUUCAAUAAAAAAAUGCUAUAAGGGGUUGAACAUUGUAACUAAAAGUAUGAGGUUAGACUAAUUACAUACAAAAAAUGUUUAUUUAAUAUUGUGUGAGCUAAGCCCUCCUGUAUAAAUUAUUUGCACACUUUUCUUGCAUGAUGAAUUGAUUUUUUUAUAGUUGUUUGUACCAGACGGUGGCAUAUUUUUGUAAAGAUUUUUUUGACACUGAAUUGCAAUAAAUGUUUUUCCAACAACA